AUGGCUAAUGGUUUCGGAAGCCUCGAGCGCUUCUUCGCCAAGAAGAAGACGCCAGCCGCCUCGACCGAUUCAGUUGAGCCUGCUUCUAACCCUCCAACAAUACCUCAGUUUCCUUCACCUUCUUUCAUUCGCCCAAAAACAAGUCGCAUGGCAGCGAGAGAGGAAGUGAGAAAGCAGCCGGGCAAUCGAGUUCCAUCUCUAACGGCUCCUCUUUCUCCUCAUCGAUUGGACUUGAUGCACGCCCAGAACCCCACGCGUUUCUCAAAUUCGCAUAAGUUACAGUACUCCCCCCUCAAGGCUUCUUUCAUGCCCACACAAGACGAUUCCUUCCUAGAAGACUUUGAUGUUCAUCAAUUUCCGCGACCCCCAACCCGCCAGAGAGAAACAUCUGCGUCUUCAUCUACCUGCGAUCCAAAGUCAUCCAUGGAAGCCCCUAGUGAGCGUAGCCUUCCAUUGCGACCUUCGAGAAAAUCUGCAACUAGAAAUUCGCGGCUUGAUACUCCCCCGUCCUCAGACCUGGAAGAUGAAGGUGCCCGUAGCCCUCAGUAUUUCCGCGACAAAAAGCUUCCGGCAUUGCCUCCCCAGAAGCCUCCAACGCCAGAAUCUUCACCAGAGCUUCGCCCCAUUCACAUUGCUCAACUUCGAGCCUCCAAGUCUAUCGACUUUCUGAAUAAGGCAGUUUGCAGGGACAUUCGCCGCCAUUUUACCAAAACUCCGGAUCAGAGGCCACUUCGGAAAGCUAUCAGUCAGACUAGCCUGGAAGACGCCACAAAUAGGCUCUCCAUCACUAGCUCUACACUCCGAGAACCAGACUUCAACGAGUUUUUCAACCUCAGUGAUGAUGAUAUUGCUGAAUCGGCCCCCGCAGAUGCGGAUGCGGUAGAGACCUCAACAUACGCCACUGCCCCUUCUACCCCCGAUUCUCCUCGUUCUUCCCUCCUGACACUCACCCCACCUUAUGCAAGCAAACCUGCAACUGCUGCAGCAUUCGAGGCGGCUAGGAUUGCUAAACGCUACAACUUCGAUCUCGUUUACGUGGUCAACUUAUGGACUGACUAUGAGCGAAUCAAUUCUGAAAGUCCCAUCAGCAUGAACUCACCAAACAAGAAAUUUGGACCCCUGUCUGGCCGUCUCCUCGCCGCUUAUGGACUGGAAAACGUCAACCUGCCUUUCCAAAUAUCAACAACAGCUCAUAGCAAGAUUUUGAAGACUCCAGGUUGGAUCGAGUAUCGAGCAAAGGAGGUCCGUAAUGAUGAAUUUGCGCGAGGCUAUGCCUGUGCUUUCUACACUGGCGAGUGUUCAAGAGUGGGCUCUGUCAUUUCGAGAAACUCUUCUUCUUCGGCAUGCUCGGUCCAAUCUAUGAACACUGACCGUGGAAUCAUUUUCGCGGCGUAUCGAAAACCGCGAGCUGACGGUAGCUUACUUGGAAUUUCUUCUGGCCCUGCCGAUCUUGUCAACGUUCACAAGGAUGCGGAGGCACUUGUCGAAAUGCUCGUGGACAUCCAUGUAACGAAUAGACUCCGAGAGCCUCAAUUGCGUUGCUACCAAUCAGAAGAGACAGGCCCAAUGCCAUCCCAGCGAAAUGGGCGUCUGUGA
Messenger RNA from Fusarium mangiferae, 1596 nucleotides. RefSeq lists its product as uncharacterized. The coding region runs from base 1 to 1596 and encodes 531 amino acids. The record is from RefSeq and is a predicted model, not a curated record. NCBI's taxonomy places the organism in Eukaryota, Fungi, Ascomycota, Sordariomycetes, Hypocreales, Nectriaceae. The transcript has a single exon.